CUUCAGCAAUCAAGAAACUCUCACUCUCGCUUCCUUGAAACCCACCCCCCCUAGGUGGAGCGUCAUCGACUUCCUCCGCACACCACAAAACCUUAACUAUCUACCUGCUUUAACUUCGCCUCUUUCCUUGGUCUUCUUUCUGGUGUUCUUCAAAUUGAAGGAGAAACUAAUGGAAAACCUUAACGGGGUGCUGGUCUCUUCCUCCCCAAAGUUGUUAUUAGGAUAUGGUUGUAAUCAUAGUAAUUAUCCAAUUAAAAACCGUUCUAAAGAAAUCCCUAAAACCCUAAAUUAUUCCCCACUUCGUCUUCCUUUCGCUCUAAGAAGUUCGAGGGUUUGCCGUCGGAACUCCACGAUUUCCGUCUCUGCGCUUUCUCAUUCUCGCUAUUCCCGCCCUGCAGUGACUAGCCACACUGGGAAGUCUGGAGGGGAUCGUUUCGGCAGUAUUUCUUCUUCAACUGAUCAACAGACAUCUUCAGUUGGUGUUAACCCAAACCUAACAGUGCCACCACCCGCAUCAAGCGUAGGGUCACCACUAUUUUGGAUUGGAGUUGGUGUUGGGCUCUCAGCUGUAUUUUCAUGGGCGGCAUCAAGCUUAAAGAAAUAUGCAAUGCAACAAGCAAUGAAAACUAUGAUGAGCCAGAUGAAUACACAGAAUAACCAGUUCAGUAAUGUACCUUUUCCACCAGGGUCACCUUUUCCAUAUCCAAAACCUCCAACAACAGGACCUACUACCUCACCUGCUUCUCAACCUACAGUUACUGUAGAUGUAGCUGCGACAAAAGUAGAAGCAGCUCCAACUACUGAUGCGAAAGAGGAAUCAGAAACUGAGACCAAGCAGAAGAAAUAUGCUUUUGUAGAUGUUUCCCCUGAAGAGACCACACAAAAAAGUCCAUUUGCUAGCUUUGAAGAUGUCCCUGAGAUAAGUUCAUCGAAAAAUUCUCAGUUUCCCAAAGAAGUUUCUCAAAAUGGAGCUGCUUCUAAGCAAGCUGUAGAUUCUUCUGAAGGUUCACAGUCUUUCCCAAAAAUAGGUCCUGGCUUAACAGUGGAUGCUUUGGAGAAAAUGAUGGAAGAUCCUACAGUGCAGAAGAUGGUUUAUCCGUAUUUACCUGAGGAGAUGAGAAACCCAACAACCUUCAAAUGGAUGCUACAAAAUCCACAGUACCGUCAGCAACUACAGGACAUGCUGAAUAAUAUGAGCGGAAGUGGUGAAUGGAAUAACAAUAUGAUGGAGACCUUGAAAGGUUUUGACCUUAAUAGUCCUGAAGUCAAGCAGCAAUUUGAUCAGAUUGGGCUUACACCUGAAGAAGUUAUCUCCAAAAUUAUGGCCAAUCCUGAAGUUGCCAUGGCAUUUCAAAACCCUAAGAUUCAAGCAGCCAUCAUGGAUUGUUCGCAGAACCCAUUGAGUAUUGCUAAGUAUCAAAAUGACAAGGAGGUUAUGGAUGUCUUCAACAAGAUAUCAGAACUCUUCCCUGGAGUCACAGGUUACCCUUGAUUCUGAUUGUUUGUUAACCAUUCCUUCCUUUGGGCUGUUACAUUCUCCUUUCUAUCAAACAAUCAGGUGAGAAAUAGAUAAACAAGAUUGAUGGUACUUCUGUCUUGCGCAUGGUGAAUAUUCACAGUGCCUCUCGGGUUAGUCUGAAUCUAGUGGCUUGAGUCCCAACACUAUGACCGGAUUCGCUUUGUCCUGUAUUCUAAUGGUUAUUACCCCAUGAUUUUUGCUUAGUUUUGAUAAACAGUUGCAGUAGGUAAAUGCCUUGUUUUAGUUUUCAGAAAUAAUCUUUUAUGUAACUGUACAGAAUCUGUGGUGCAUCUCUCUCUCUCUCUCUCUCUCUCUCUCUCUCUUUUCUCUUUCUCUCAUGUGGUAUGAUGGCUGACAUUGUUGCUGCCAUAGAUUGAAAACCUUAAAAAGUUCUGCACUUGUAAUCUUA
Messenger RNA from Carica papaya (papaya), 1928 nucleotides. RefSeq names its product hydroxyproline-rich glycoprotein family protein (gene TIC40). The record is from RefSeq and is a predicted model, not a curated record. Gene Ontology annotation, biological process: protein import into chloroplast stroma; chloroplast organization. Gene Ontology annotation, cellular component: chloroplast inner membrane; chloroplast thylakoid membrane. NCBI's taxonomy places the organism in Eukaryota, Viridiplantae, Streptophyta, Magnoliopsida, Brassicales, Caricaceae.